Molecule: messenger RNA, 1018 nt
Organism: Homalodisca vitripennis (glassy-winged sharpshooter)
Lineage: Eukaryota; Metazoa; Arthropoda; Insecta; Hemiptera; Cicadellidae
Product: RNA transcription, translation and transport factor protein
Exons: 5
Coding region: 156-902 (248 amino acids)
Biological process (GO): tRNA splicing, via endonucleolytic cleavage and ligation
Cellular component (GO): tRNA-splicing ligase complex
Molecular function (GO): RNA binding
Source: RefSeq, a predicted model, not a curated record
GAUUGUAGAGAUUGAUGACUGAUUAUAAUAUUGUAAUCUUACCAAUCUUGGUGUUUUGCCUGCAGUUCUUGCUCGAUUACUUAUCAACGAGUGUUUUGUUUAUAUUUAUUUAGUCUUAAAGCUUAUGGACGUUUGCAUAUCAUAAAAGCUUAAUUAUGUUUAGAAGAAAAUUAAUCGCUUUAGAUCAUCAUUCACCUGACAAUUUCUCUAUUAAUGAUGAAAAACAAGUAAGAAGUCUUGUGUUAUGGUUGGAAGACCAGAAAAUACGACAAUAUAAAGUAGAGGAAAGAGCAGAACUGCGUGAUAUUGAAUCUCCUGACUGGCCAAAAGCUUUCCAAAAAUACUGUCACGAUGUGGCAUGUCCUUUGCAAGAGGGUAAGAUGACAGAACAAUUGGAAUGGCUGUUGGGAUUUGCAGUAAGACUUGAGUAUGCAGACAAUUUUGAAAAGUAUAAAAACAUGACAUCUGAAGAAGUAUCAAAGAACACAGUGAAAGCCCCGAAAGUUGUUUCUUCGAAUCCCCUUGAUAAUAUGGAUUUUGAAAGCAACGAGUUCAAGGCGGGCGUGAACUCAUUGGCCAAGCUGUUAGAGGUGACACCUCAUCCUGACCAUCUGGUAACUUUGCGGGCCCUCAGUCGACUUGUAACACAGAGACUGUCGACAGAGGCUUUGGAGAACCCUGAUUCAGCCUUACCCAAGGGCAAACCAUUCCCCAUUCUGGAAGCUGACCUGGGUUUUGACACAGGUGACUACGUUAUGAACCAGGCCGCUAAAGUGCUGCGGCUCCUAUAUAUCCAUGAUCUGCGCCAUCUGCAGACGCAGAUUAACGAGUGUAUCGUAGCUGUGCAGAACCUCACCGCCAACCCCAAAACUGACACAAAACUAGGAAAAGUCGGCUUCUAAGUUCUGUUGUAAUGUGAUAUGAUCACAUACAGAGGUUUUUUAUGUGGACAGAAAUGCAAAAGGGGUGUGUAAUUAAAUGUAUAAUGUUUUGUUAAGAAAAUGUAUUUGGAAAAUGA